AUGCAGUCCAAAAUCAAGUCCAUCCUCGAGUGCGUUCGCUCACCAGACAGUCCGGAUUAUGGUCAGAUUCGCUCAGAGGACGACGAAAAGCUUGAAGAUGUCCAGCUCGAUGCACCAAUUCGAAACCAUACAAUCGCCAAAGAGCGGCGCAACAACCGCAUCCUUCUCAUAGCAGUAUCCUUUCUCUGUCUGGGAUGGCUCACGACAGUGGCAUUCUGGUACAAGACUGCCCCAAGGAGUAAUGGUCCUCUGCAUGUCUACACCAACACUCCCAUCCCGAAGGAGGUGUUUACUCCUGUGAAGAAAGUGUUUCAACCAGAUGAGAGGUACAUCGGUGGCACUCCGGAUGUUGAGAGGGAAUGGGAUAAACUGGUAGCUGGCCAUGAUGCUGUUUGGAUUGAGAACCCCAAGAAAUGGGGACUUCCUGAGGGCAUCGUCGCCCCCUACGAUCACCCAAAUACUCCAGUCCCAAAACCACAAGACUUUUAUGUCAUAUCCAUUCUUCAUCAGCUGCACUGUCUGAACCCUGAGUCCGAAAUGACCAUGCGAAAAAGGGAUAAUCUCGACCAGGAACUUGGACCGGACCCAGAUGAAGAGUUCAAGUGGAAGGUCCACGUCGAGCACUGCUUCGAGUACCUGCGCCAAGGAAUCUCUUGCGGCGGUGAUCUGAUCAUUGAGGGCAACAGUCCCAUCAAGGUUGGAAAGGGCCAUGCUACCUCCGUCACGGGAUGGGGUGUUGAGCAUGACUGCAUCGACUUUGACAAGUUGAGGCAGUUCCAGAUUGAGCAGGAGGCCAAGUAUAACAUGACGUGGCAGAAUCCGCAGUAG
Messenger RNA from Sordaria macrospora k-hell, 828 nucleotides. RefSeq lists its product as uncharacterized. The record is from RefSeq and is a predicted model, not a curated record. Gene Ontology annotation, biological process: mycotoxin biosynthetic process. Lineage: Eukaryota; Fungi; Ascomycota; Sordariomycetes; Sordariales; Sordariaceae.